AUUCUUUGGAGGAAGCCGCUCUUGGCCGGUCGCUUCUCAGCCUCUCUUCCCCUCCCCUUGGCCAGCUCUGAGGCUUGCCUAGCAGAGCUUCCUGCUCUGGACCGCGCGCUCGGAUACCGCGCACAGCCGCCUAGCUUUUGCGCCCAGAGCGCGGGGAGCUGAAGGCCCAGGGCCCUGGCUCGCUAACCCCGUCUUCUCUCUCCCCCGCCCCAGCAGGGAAGGGGGCGUUGCCGUCCCCUCGGGCCUGAGGAGCCGGCGGCAGUCGGGAGUGAAACCCAAGAGGGCGCUUUAAGAAGAAGCGGGGCGGAGGCGGCCGGGCCCGCCCUGAGCCACCUGAGGGGAGGACGAGGAAGCAGGAAGUUUCGGGCCAGUUGCAAAGUUCCAGGGAGCGACUGCCGGGGCGGCCUCCGGGGCGAGCCAGCAGAAGACGGCCACAUGGAGGCCGGCAGCAAAAGCGGUCCUGAGAUGGCCAACAACCAGGUGAAGAAUCUCCAGAAUGAGGUGGAAGGUGUAAAGAAUAUCAUGACACAGAAUGUGGAGCGGAUUCUGGCAAGGGGAGAGAAUCUCGACCACCUACGCAAUAAGACGGAGGACCUGGAGGCUACGUCAGAACAUUUCAAGACUACCUCGCAAAAGGUGGCACGCAAAUACUGGUGGAAGAACGUCAAGAUGAUCGCCAUAAUAUGUGUCAUCGUCGCUAUCAUCGUCAUUCUGAUUAUCCUCUUUGCUACUGGCACUAUCUAAACUUAAGCCUUCUUCUUGGCCUUGGAUGUUCUUUGUGUCUUCUGCACCUUACGUGCUGAAAUUUCUAACUGAACCACUUGGCCAAGUGCUGCCAUCAAAGGGCUUUUGGCAUUCCAUCAGGAUACCACCCCUCACUUGCUUCCACACCGUGCCAAGGGGUAUCCCAUCACCCUCCCUGCUGUCCCACUAUUCCCUUCCUCAGCCUCACAAUAACAAGCUGCACUGGUAGACAGGAAUAAUAUCUCUUGCACCCAGCCUAGGUUUUCAAAGCUGCCUGGGCCCUGCUGAACCAUAGGCUACAGAUUUAUGUGUUCUUCUUGGUGCAAGCUGUUACUCCUGAUGCAGGUCUAUGUGAAGCAGUUCUCUUCACUUCCCUCCCCCCUUCUUCCUUGACGUAUCUCCUCCUUUACCAGAAGGCCUGUGUAUAGAUCUAAUAUCCUAAAUUGUGUGUCUGUGGGCGGGUACCUGCAUAGAGUUGCUGUAAUUAUGAUAUCAUGGAGUGGGGAGGAUUUCUGUCUUUCAAAAAAUAAAAUGGGAGGGCAUUGCUGAUUCAUGUCUGUUUUCUGGUCUUCUAUGAAGACUUUGGAGGGGGCUUGGGCUGCUUUAAAAAUGUGGGAAGCUGGCAUUUUCUCUCUCUCUCUGUUCUGAAUUCUUUCUUUUUCCUGAGUGGCAUAAAGUCCUGGACCUUAAUCCUUAAGCAUGGGAAAAGCAGUUGUUUCUCCUGGGGUUGCAACUAUAAUGGGAAAAGUUAUUUUUUGACUGUUCCCCCUCAAGGAAAUCUUGUUUCCCUUGACUUAUGUUUUUACCAAGAUUGCUCACUGUCCGAGCUCUUCUAGUUCCUUAAGAACCUCCAAACUAAUGGUCAUUCCCCCCCACAAAGCAAAUAUAUUUGGUAUCUGUAAUACAUGUAUUUAUAAAUUGCUGACUAAUACAGAGGUCUGUCCAGAAA
Heteronotia binoei (common prickly gecko) is the source of this 1693-nucleotide messenger RNA. It is a transcript of the gene VAMP8, whose product is annotated as vesicle associated membrane protein 8. Gene Ontology annotation, cellular component: plasma membrane; SNARE complex. The transcript is spliced from 3 exons. Gene Ontology annotation, molecular function: syntaxin binding; SNAP receptor activity. Lineage: Eukaryota; Metazoa; Chordata; Lepidosauria; Squamata; Gekkonidae. The record is from RefSeq and is a predicted model, not a curated record. Gene Ontology annotation, biological process: vesicle fusion; vesicle-mediated transport; SNARE complex assembly. Bases 436 to 744 code for a protein of 102 amino acids.